AUGUUGCGCCGCUUCCGAUUCGGUCGACUUGGAUCGCUCCCCAUCCAGCCACACGCCGCCCUCUCGCGCCUCUUUCAACUACGAAAUGCUCCGCUCACAUCCCUGCGCGCCCUUCCACGGGAGCCACCGCGCGCAUGUCCCUAUGAUGCGCGUCCGCGCCACUUCACGGUGGUGGCGGGGCGGCGGAACCACGGGGGAGGCGCGAUGAAGCAGCGCCCAAAGGACUGGCGCCCGCAGUCCACCCCCUUCCACGCGCGCAACCGCAGCCCCCGGCGGAACGACCGAGCCGUUCCGCUGGGCCCGCGGGGCGGAAACGGGGGCGAUGGCGGAGACGGUUCCGCGGAGAGCGCAGGGCGGAUGCAGCGCGAUGUGGCGGAUCUGGGCGCGGAUUGGCGGCUGGGACCGGGGGAAGCCGUGGGGAGAGUCAUGUCCGCUCAGGCUAACUUCGUACGCGUGAUUGUAACGAGAUGCGGUGUAGAAGGCGGGGGAGAGGUCAUCGAGGAGCGAGGAGAGGAGUCGGACCGAGGCAGUAACGGUCAAUCACCCCAAGGUGGGGGAGGAGCGGCUUCAAGGGGCGCAGCGGAGCAGCAAGGAGGGGAGCAGAGGCGGCAGGGGGAGGGUACGGAAAGAAGGGAGGGGAGAGAGGAGGAGAGGGAGGGGGUUGAGUUGCUGUGUGUGGUGCGAGCACUACUUAAGAAACUCAGGAGGAGGGUUUUAGUAGGGGACGUUGUAAGGCUAGGUGGGAUUGAUUGGGCUGCCCGCCAGGCUGUCGUUCAAGACGUUGCCCUGCCCCGGGCAUCUGAAAUUUUGGACCCGCCCGUGGCGAACGCGGACCACCUGCUGCUGCUUUUUUCGCUUGCCCAGCCGCCGCCCGAGCCGUCGAACGUGAGCCGGUUUCUGGUGGCUGCGGAGGCGACAGGUGUCGCCGUGUCAUUGGUGUUCAACAAGGCGGAUCUAGUGGAUGAGGAGGUGAGGCUUGAUGGUUGUUAUUUCCUCUCCUCCUCCUUCGCCUCUUUUUUGUUUUCCCUAAACCCUAAACCUCCCCCGUUCUACCCUCCCUCCCAUCAGGCAGUGCGGGAGUGGCAGCAGCGAGCAGCAGAGUGGACUUACCAGAUGCUUACAUGCCGUGCUUACAUGCCGUGCUUACAUGCCGUGCUUACAUGCCGUGCUUACAUGCCGUGCUUACGUCCUGUAGUGCGGGAGUGGCAGCAGCAGGCAGCAGAGUGGGGCUAUCGGAUGCCCACAUGCGGUAGUGCGGGAGUGGCAGCAGCAGGUUUCAUGGAAGUGCGGGAGUGGCAGCAGCGGGCGGCAGAGUGGGGUUACCAGAUGCUCACAUGCAGUGUGGAGCGGCGGAUCGGAAUCCGCCACCUGGCAGGCCCGGGAGGCCUCUUGGCUGGGCGCACUACAGUGAUUGCCGGGCCGAGCGGGGUCGGCAACCUUCUCUCUGCCCAUCCUUCUCUCUCUCGCAUACUUUUCUCUCGCCCAUCCUUCUCCUUCCUCCUUUUUCCCCUGUCCCAUCCUUCUCGCUCGCCCGUCCUUCUCCCCUCCCUUCACCCCUCUCCUCCCCUUCCUCUUCCUCCUUGUCUCCAAACGUGCCCUUUGAAGUUUGCACUAUUUUUCAACAACACAGAUUCGUUCCCGUCUAGCUGCCUCCCCCACCUCCUGCGCAUUCAAUGGUUCCCUCCUUCCCCCCUUCCCCCCUUCCCUUUUCGUCCUCUCUGCCCCUUUGAACUCCGUCUCAUUCUCCCAACAACACAGAUUCGUUCCCGUCUAGCUGCCUCCCCCACCUCCUGCGCAUUCGCCGACUGCCGCCACAUCAGCGAGCCCGGGUGUGCGGUGGACAGCGGUUGGGAGCGGUACCGGCACUACGUGAUGCUGAUGGACGAAAUCAGAGCGCGGGAAGCAGCUGAAAUCCGGGCCGUUGGUACCAAGAGGGAGGGGGAUGUGAGGUUGAAGAGUGGGGGGUAUGGGGUGGUGGUGGCAGAACCGAGACUAGAAGCAAAGAAGCACCGAAGGGAAUCGAGGAAGAAAGGGAAGCAGCUGCUGCUGCAACAACUGGCUGUGGAGGAAGAGGAGGAUGAGGAGGAGGAAGGUGUGGGGUUUGCAGGGGGAUAUGAGGGGGUUGUAAAGAGGCGGUGA
Messenger RNA from Closterium sp. Naga37s-1, 2139 nucleotides. The record is from the annotation of a GenBank genome assembly. NCBI's taxonomy places the organism in Eukaryota, Viridiplantae, Streptophyta, Zygnematophyceae, Desmidiales, Closteriaceae.